GCUCUAUAACACCUCAGUCCGAGGUCUCUGUGAUGCAUUCGGGUGGCUCCUGAGAUCUUUCUCAAAUUUGAAGCUUGCAAAAGAGCAUUCUAUAUGGAUACUUUGUCCACACCCUCUGUGGAAGAAACCAUGUAUAUGGGAAGUGAAGAAGAAGAAGAUGAGGAGACAAAUGGAAGUGAAGAGGAGGACAAAGAUGAUUCGCAAACAGAUCAGUCAUCUGUAGGGAAGCAGCAGAGACCAGCCUGGGCUCCAUGUUUCUUCUACAGAGCUGGGAAAGAGGUGUACAACUAUGUCGGCCAGGAGAUCAUCAUUCAAGAGGCUCUGGACUCGUAUGCUGGCAUGAUAUGGCCGGCAGGGUUGGCUCUCUGUCAUUACCUGGACACUCAUCGAGAACAGAUCAAUCUCGUGGAUAAAGCAGUCCUGGAGAUCGGAGCAGGAACCGGCCUUGUGUCUGUCGUAGCAGCACUCCUUGGUGGCUGGGUCACAGCCACAGACCUACCAGAGGUCCUGAACAACCUGAGGGUCAAUUUGUGCAGGAAUACCAGGGGCCACUGCAGACACACGCCCCAGGUAGCAACUUUGUCAUGGGGCUAUGACCUGGAGCGCACUUACCCAUCAUCGGUCUACCGCUACGACUACGUGCUAGCAGCCGAUGUGGUCUACCAUCAUGACUUCCUGGAUGAGCUCCUGGUCACCAUGAAGCAUUUCUGCAAACCGGGAACAACUCUAAUCUGGGCCAACAAGGUCAGGUUUGAGUCUGACUUGACUUUCACUGAGAACUUUAAAGAGGCCUUUAACACAAGCUUAUUGGCCGAGGAUGGAGAGAUGAAGAUCUUCAUGGCAACAAGUAGAGAAGGAGAGGAAUGUUUUAGUGAUGUCAUGCUGGAAGAUCCGCUGAGACAGAAGGAGGGGAAAGAAUGGAAGGAGAUUGAAGAUAAAGAUAAAAAGGGGAAAGAAAAGCUUGUGGAGCAAAAAUCCAAUGAGGAUGACUUGAACAAUCAUGAAAAAAUAAGUUAUGAUGAAUUACCAGAAAAAACCAACAUGUUAGAGGAUGAAAGAGAAAAUGAAAAGGAAGACAAUACUGAGUGUGAAGAAGAGGAGAACACGGUGGAGGUCCUCACAGAUGAGAAGGCUCAACCAGAGGACACAGAUUCCAGUUCUGAAGAUAUAACAGGACAGGAGAUUAAGAAAGAGACAGCUCUAAAAGAGAACUGGAUCCCCAGCAUCGGCUGCAGAAUUGCUAAAGAUAUCUAUCAUUAUGUAGGGGAGGAUAUCGUUAUUUAUGAAUCCAUAGACUCUUUUGGAGCAAUGAUGUGGCCAGCGGCGUUGGCUUUGUGCUCCUUCCUGGAAAACAACAGGCACAUGGUGAACCUGAAGGGGAAGGAAGUGCUGGAGCUGGGAGCAGGGACAGGACUAGUAACCAUUGUGGCCAGUCUGCUGGGAGCUUCGGUCACAGCCACAGAUUUGCCAGAGAUUUUAGGGAAUCUCCGGGCUAACGUGAUAAGGAACACCAGAAACCGCUGCAGACACACGCCCCAGGUGGUUGCUCUGCCAUGGAGCUACGACCUGGAAUGCACCCACCCAUCAUCGAUCUACCACUACGACUACAUACUGGCAGCUGAUGUGGUCUACCAUCACAACUUCCUGGAUGAACUCCUGGUCACCAUGAAGCAUUUCUGCAAACCGGGAACAACUCUAAUCUGGGCCAACAAGGUCAGGUUUGAGUCUGACUUGACUUUCACUGAGAACUUUAAAGAGGCCUUUAACACAAGCUUAUUGGCCGAGGAUGGAGAGAUGAAGAUCUUCAUGGCAACAAAUAGAGACUGAAAGGCCAAAGAGGUGUGGAUAGAUUUCCUGAGACACUCCCAUGGGAUAAGCCAUUGAAGUGUACGAAUUGCCAGCAACUCAAAUGGAUCCAUUGAAAUGAUCCAGUGUUUACUAAUGCUGCUAUGUGCUUGAACUAAAAUUAGUUACCUGCUGUUUUAUACAUGUUGGUGGGGGAUAAAAGAAAAAUCUGAGGAGAUGAGUGUGAGUUUGGAUCUGCUGUGGCAGUGACGUUUGCUAAACAAAUGUUCGGAUACCAAAUUCAAGGAUGCUGAAAAUGUGUUGUGAAAAUCAUCUGCCUUCUAUGGUGCAGUCCUUUCUAGACUCAUUAGACACUUUCUCGGAAGUGCGUGUUACACUGGUUGACAAUAACCUUCAUAUAGGAAAAUUUUCUAUAUCAUGCUGAUAACACACAUCCUGUACACUUUUGUAGAGUUAUAUUACAUCCCCCAACACUCUAUACUCAUAUUUUGUAAUUAAUACUUAAAUAGAGUCAAUACACACUUACCUACCACUUUAUUACUGGGUUGGACCCACUUUUUUUUCGUCAGAACUGCUUUAAUUCUUCAUGGGAUAGAUUUAAACACCUCUCAGAGAUUUUGUUCCAUGGUAACAACAACCACUCUGCAACUAUUUGAGCUUUGGGACAUUGUGGAUUAUCCCGAUAGAAGUUAACAUCAGAAGACAGGUACACUGUGGUCAUAAAGAGUCAAUACUUAAGUUGUGCUGUUAAAAAUAUCCUCCACACCAUUACACCACCACUAGCUUAAACCAUUGAUCCAAAGUAGGAUUCAUGUUGUUUACAUCUCAUUUUGACCCUAAACAUCACAGCAGAAAUCCAG
Molecule: messenger RNA, 2666 nt
Organism: Pundamilia nyererei
Lineage: Eukaryota; Metazoa; Chordata; Actinopteri; Cichliformes; Cichlidae
Gene: mettl21ca
Product: methyltransferase 21C, AARS1 lysine a
Exons: 8
Coding region: 94-1827 (577 amino acids)
Source: RefSeq, a predicted model, not a curated record